Messenger RNA from Coccidioides posadasii C735 delta SOWgp, 1319 nucleotides. RefSeq lists its product as uncharacterized. Gene Ontology annotation, cellular component: mitochondrial intermembrane space. Gene Ontology annotation, biological process: phospholipid transport. Gene Ontology annotation, molecular function: phosphatidic acid transfer activity. The record is from RefSeq and is a predicted model, not a curated record. NCBI's taxonomy places the organism in Eukaryota, Fungi, Ascomycota, Eurotiomycetes, Onygenales, Onygenaceae.
UUCGCCUGCUCGACCCUCCGCCUCGUUGAACAAUCUCUUUCUCUCUUUCCCUCUGUGGGGAGAAUGUUGAUGGCUUGAAACGAUGAAGUUCUUCGAGAACACUUUCAAUUACGACUACAGCUUCCCCGCCGUCUCCCUCGCCUUCUUCCUUCGCUACCCCAAUCCCUACUCUCGUCAUGUUCUCACCUCCGAUGUCAUUGACCGCUAUGUCGACCCCGAGACCCAGCGGCUGCACACCACUCGACUGCACCUGAAGCGGUCGAAGAUCCCCUCGGCGAUGCUCAAGUUGCUGCCCAAGGGCAUUGGCGGCGCCGAAAAUUCUGGACAGAGCUUUAUCCUGGAGACCAGCGUUGUGGAUGUGAAGGAGGGUUGGAUGGAAACUGAAUCUCGAAAUAUGGAGUGGACCGGCAUCCUGAGCGUGGUGGAGAAACAGGUCUAUCGGCGUUGUCUUCGAUCGGAUGAUUCUAGCCCUGGCACGCCAGCGUUUUCGUCAGCUCUCAGCAUCGACGACAGACGGGACGAGUGGACUACCGUCAAAACGACGGUGACUUUCCGAUCUCGACUCGGCCAAUCGAUGCUCAACCGCUCCACCAAGGCCGAUUCAGCGCCUGACUCCGACGAGGACUCUCACAAGAAAGGGUUUCUUGCCGCAUGGUCCACGGCCGGCCUCCAGCGAACCAUCGAGCUUAUCGGUGUGAAGCGAACCCGAGAUGCGGUUCACAAAAGCAAGCAGGGUAUGAACAUUGUGCUGGAGAGGCUACGCCAUGGUGGAAUCGUAGCUGUUCUCGAAGGCAUGCGCCAGGAUCGCGAGGCCGCCACCCUUGGCCAUCACCACGAAGGUCCAUGGAAGCGAGUUUGGCUUCACGGCACUAGCGGUGGCGACCUCAACGAAAAGCAUUCUUUCCCGCACGUUGAGGUCGAUCAUGCCGAGGACGACGGAUGAACGAAUGCGGGCCUUCCGAGGGGCAUGCGAACCGCUUCUUAACUGAUCACGUCUUUUUUGAUGUAGCGCGGCGUUUUUGGGUUUUGGGGUUUGGCGACGGAAACUCUCCUAUUUCGUUGAAAUCUUUCUUCAUUCUACAUCUCCUUUCUUCCACUGUCUUAUAUAUUUCUGCUUUUUCUGGGGUUAACUACCUGUUCCCCUAUUCUACUUUUCAGCUACUAAGCACAGAGCUUCUCGUUGCAGACGGCAUUGUCGGAAAUGGAUGAUUGGGCAAUUCGCAUGGACAAAACAUAGCGGCAUGUAUGGGAAAAUGGCAGAAUACCUACCAUACGUAUGUACAGUAAAUGCUGUUUGAUAUGUGAUAUGGCAUGGAUAU